AUGCGAGGCGCGUUUGAACGUGGAACUCGCACGCCAGUGGACGCCGCCAAUGCGCCCGCGCAACACCCGUGCUCGUCGGUGGCGAGAGACGGAAGUUGUGCCGAAAAUGAAGAUCACUUCAAGCCCACACCGAUCCCGCUCAGCGACUGGCCAAGCGACAAGCAGGAUGUGGCAGGCACACUGCAGGAGAUCAUCAAGACUGAGGCACCGCAGACAGCAGUGCCCGCGCAUUAUUGGGAAGAUGCGUUAAGGCACAGCGUAUACCUUACCCUAGUUAGAGAUAAAAUAGACCAGUUGAUCGCCCAGGGUGACUACAUAUCGCCAACUAACAAACCAGAAAACCAGAUGGCCAAAGAAAUAGAUGACCACGACCUUUGGGAGAAAAUCAAAACAGCUCGCUUUGAAAGACUGAAGGAGGAACCUAUUCCUCCUUCCGAUGUAGCGUUAUUGUCUAAAGGUAGAUUGGUAGAAGAUCAAGAUGGUUACAAGUUUAUAGAAGAUAAUGUAUUGUGGAAGAACUGUAGUGAUAGCGAUUGUUCGAAAGACGUCAAAGCUUAUUGGUCAGUAAAGCGGAUGAGACAAACUGAUGGGAGGUCUGGAAAAUACAGUUACGAACUAACAUUUUCAGUGACGUCACAAACAAACAAAAAAGUGAAAAAGCCUUAUGAAAACCCAGUAAGAACUUUCACUAUUAAGGAAAACGCACCUACCGAACGCCCCCAAGCCCGACAUCAAGAAAUGGGAAGCCACCGUUAUGUAGGAAGACCUCAACGUGCUAUAUGGGUUCAUAGAAACAUAAAUCCUGCCCUAAGACGACCACAAGCGUACGGACGCGGCUUGGACCGAUUAUUUUCAUCUUUGUUCUCUGAUGAAGACAGUUACGAAGAUGCACCUUUGUUCAGGCACAAGGCUAAGACACAAAAAACAUACAUGCCUAAUGUGUACCCACAGCACUCAAAAGUCGGUUUUUUGGAUGACAGAGAACCCUACCACCAAAAGAAACUGCCUUAUCCCGUGCCAUACAGACUUGGGCACGCGCCGGUGCCACCACCGCCCGUGUCGUAUAUGCAGCACCCGUACACAGACACAGGCGUUAACUUCCCAUAUGUCCCACCUCAAACAGAUAACAGAUUUGUUCCGUCAAACAUAGUUAAGACAACUAGACCCGCAGUGCUGCCAACACCUAUCACUAAUCAUCCGCUUCAGAAGGAACCGACCAUUGAAUUUCCUGUCAAGACUAAGUUUAACGCUACCGAAUACACAACGAAAGUGCCUGAUGUAGCAACUACUUACAAAAUAUAUUCUAACACAAAACCGUCGCCAGUUAAGAUAAGCUAUGUAACAGAUCACAUAAGGCCACCCGUUUACAACGCGCCGCCUGGUGUUUUCGUCACCAUGGACAAGAAACCUUUCAAACCGAUGCCACCCCUAAAGUAUAACCAUUCAAACAAACCACAGAAACACACACUUCCAGAUUUUCGUCCAAGCCCCCAAGUACUAGAUACUCAAUUCUCCGAACUUGAUUUAUCUGCCGAUAGUGCGUUUAGACCAAUAAACAUGAACUACACUCGCAUUAAAGAUCACGAUAAUGGUAAAAAGAAUGACAAGAACGUAUUUAAAUCAAACGCAGCAAAGAAACCACCGAAAAAGCAUGAACAUAUAAAACCUGGUCGCCUAACUACGGUAUCACCAGACAUAAUAACUGCUCAAAGUAUGACAAUGGAGGAUACUUCAUUAGAAUGGGCCAAUAUUUUGGGAGCUUUCACAAAAACUACUCCAAUGGCUUCGCAAAGAGAAAAAGGUACUAAGGAAAAUAGUGAGGCAAUUACGACAACAACACCUUUGUCAACAACAUUAACUGAAGAAUCUACGGAAGCAAAUGAGAACUCCGUUGAAGAGGUGAGUCCGACAACAACUACAACAACUACGACCACCACUACAACUACACCCGCCCCUAAACCUAAGAAGCGAACACGUCCGCCACCAAAAUUCAACAAACAAGAAAAAACUAAAAAACACAAGCGCAUUACUACAACCACAACCACAACAACAACAACAACGACAGCUAAGCCAACACGAACGUUUCCUACCAAGAAACCAUCUGAUGAUUUGACACCACAAGCAAGUUCCGCCGCAACUAGCGGAGCAAAUUCUAUCCGCGACAUCAAAACACACAAGGCACAAAGUACAACAAGCACAUCAAGUCCGACUACAACAAGCACAGCGCCACGAACUACGACGACCGUAAAACUGACUUCCGCCAGUCUUACCACAACAUCUACAACGACAGCAUCGAGCACCGCCGUGGACACCGAACAACCGGUUGCAACCACGCAACCGAAGAGUAAAAACCGUUUCAGACAAUCCACAUUGAUGCACAAGGGCACAUCGGUGAAUCACGACAAAUGGUCAGCAAGUACGUCUCUAGAUAAGAAUCGAACGAAUCAAUCAUUCUUACAAAAUCCAGCAAGAAGAAAAGCUUCUAAAUUCCAAGGAUACAUUCCUGCGAGCACUGCCAAAACUCCUGAUGUCGAUAAGAAAAAAGAUGAUCACAAGGAUUAUGGCUUUGUUAAUCCUAAGAAUCUAACAGAAAUCAACUCCACAACAGAACAAACAGAGCAGGACAUUGAGGUUAAAACGAAACCAACCUUUCAAGGUACAUACGAAGAUCAAGAAUACGCCCAUGACGCAGUAGGUGAUUCAGACAACUACACAGAACAGAGAGAACUUAAAGAUGAAACUGAAUACAUCUUUUCCACUACGUCCAUGACAAAGGAAACCAAAUCAGAUGUAGGAUAUCAAUCAACUACCACUGAAUUGACAUCUGUUGCAUCACCAUAUUCCGUUUCAAAGAACAAAACAAAAUGCAAAAAGAAGAAACAUAAUAACCUUACUACUGAAGCUUUGAAAUCAUCCAGUGAAACAGUGGUCACGAAUAGCCCAGAGAAACUCACGAUGAGUACCACACCUAAGAGCACAGAGAAGACAACAACAGAAGAUGUGUUGAACGAACUGUUCGGAGGAUUUACGAUGGACGAUGUUACUGAAACAUCUACUACGGAACGUUUAACGACAACACAGGAGGAACAGAAACAAAGCCAAAGCGAGAACCAUGAACAAUACGUUCACCUCGACGACGACCUAGAAGAGUUCUUGUAUUCCCUAGAAGAAAAACCUAGUGAUAUCACAAACAGCAAUAAUUCAGAAGAAUAUGAAGAAGAAGACGAAGAUGAAGAUUCACCUUUUAAUAUUGAUGAAGAAAAUGUAGAUACUAGUAGAAACAAUGAGGACUAUUAUGAAGAAGCACAAGAAAGUAAAGACAGGCCGUUAAGCUUACUAGAGCUAAUGGCUAUGGAAUAG
Messenger RNA from Spodoptera exigua (beet armyworm), 3360 nucleotides. Lineage: Eukaryota; Metazoa; Arthropoda; Insecta; Lepidoptera; Noctuidae. The record is from the annotation of a GenBank genome assembly.